AUGAAGAUAGACACAGUGCCAGUGAUUCUGACCUUGGCUCUUUGCCUCAUACAAGAUGCUGCCAGUGAGGAUAAAGAUCAGGACACAUGCAGUGAAUUUAGGGCAUUGAUGAAAAAUGGAAAUUUAUUCUGUCCCCAUGAUGAAGAAUAUUUUCAAAGCCCUGAAGAAGUAAUGCUCAUCAAUAAGUGUGCCACUUGCAAAUUCAUACUGGAAGAAGAAGCAAAAUUCCAGAGAAGGGCCAGGGAUUUACCAAUAGCCACAGAGGACACUCCCCCAGCAAAGGAUAUAUGUAGUGCUUUUCGGCCCUAUGUAAAGGACGGAAGACUUGGAUGCACACGGGAAAAUGAUCCUGUCCUUGGUCCUGACGGGAAGACACAUGGCAAUAAGUGUGCGAUGUGUGCUGAGCUGUUUUUAAAAGAAAUGGAAGAAAAUGCCAAGCAAGAAGAUGCAUCCAGAAGUCGACGAAAUGCUGAAAAGGAUAUUUGCAAGGAAUAUGAGCCACAAGCAAGAGCUGGAAGACUUUACUGUACACGGGAGAGUGACCCAGUCCGUGGCCCUGAUGGCAAAAUGCAUGGCAACAAAUGUGCCUUGUGUGCUGAAAUUUUCAAGCAGCGUUUUUUAGAAGAAAACAACAAAGCAGAUCAAAAUCUGAGAGAGGCUGAAGGAAAAGUUAAAGUAAAAAGAGAAAUUGAAAAACUCUGCAGUGAAUAUCAAGAUCUGGCAAAGAAUGGCAAACUUUACUGUACCAGAGAAAGUGACCCUGUUCGUGGCCCAGAUGGGAAAGUGCAUGGCAAUUUGUGUUCCAUGUGUCACGCCUACUUCCAAGCAGAAGCUGAAGGAAAGAAAAGGGCCAAAGCACAAGCAAAAAAUAAAAGAGAAUCUGGAAAAACACCCUCCUAUGCAGAGCUUUGCAGUGAAUAUCAAAACUUUGUGAGGAAUGGAAAACUUGCUUGUACCAGAGAAAACGACCCCAUCCUGGGCCCAGAUGGGAAAAUGCAUGGCAAUGCCUGCUACAUGUGUGCGAACUUCUUCCAAGCAGAAGAAGAAAAGAAAAAGAAGCAAAGUGAAUCAAGAAAUAAAAGACAAUAUGAAGAUACAGCUUAUUUUGAGGAAUUAUGUGGCGAAUACCACAAAUCCAGAAAGAAUGGAUCACUUCUUUGCACCAGAGAGAAUGACCCCAUUCAGGGCCCAGAUGGGAAAACCUAUGGCAACACCUGCUCCAUGUGUGAAGCCUUCUUUCAACUAGAAGACAGAGCAAGAGCAAAGACUAAAAGAGAAGCUGCAAAGGAAACCUGCAGUGAAUUCCGGGAGCAAGUGAGAAAUGGGAUGCUCAUCUGCACAAGGGAGCACGAUCCUGUCCGGGGUCCAGACGGCAAGAUUCACGGAAACAAGUGUGCCAUGUGUGCGAGCGUGUUCAAACUUGAAGAAGAAGAGAAGGAAACUAACAACAAAGAAGAGGAGAAAGUUGAGGCUGAAAAAGUGAAGAGAGAAGCAGUGCAGGAGCUGUGCAGUGAAUACCGUCAGUACGUGAGGAAUGGACGACUCCCCUGCACCAGGGAGAAUGACCCUAUCGAAGGUCUAGACGGGAAAAUCCAUGGCAAUACCUGCUCCAUGUGUGAGGCCUUCUUCCAUCAAGAAGCAAAAGAAAAAGAAGAAGCUGAAUCCAGAGCAAAAGUUAAAAGAGAUGCUACAAUGGACACAUGCAAUGAAUUCCGGAGUCUUUUACAAAAUGGAAAUCUUUUCUGCACACGGGAAAACGAUCCUGUGCGUGGCCCAGAUGGCAAGACCCAUGGCAACAAGUGUGCCAUGUGUAAGGCAGUCUUCCAGAAAGAAAAUGAAGAAAGAAAGAGGAAAGAACAGGAAGAUCAGAGAAAUGCUGCAGGACAUGGUUCCCACGGCGGAGGGGGAGGGAAUGCUCAGGACCAAUGUGCUGAGUUUAAAGAUAAAAUGAGAAAUGGAAAACUCACCUGUACUCGGGAAAUAGAUCCUGUGCGUGGUGCCGAUGGCAAAUCCUACAACAAUAAGUGCACCAUGUGUAAAGAGAUCCUGGAAAGAGAAGCUGAGAAAAAAAAUGAGCAGUCUGGCAUCAGGUCAAAUGAAACUGGAAAGAAUACAUGUGAUGAGUAUAAAAGUCAAAUGCAAAAUGGGAAGCUUAUCUGCACUCGAGAAAGUGACCCUGUCCGGGGUCCAGAUGGCAAGAUGCAUGGCAAUAAGUGUGCUAUGUGUAAGGAAAAACUGGAAAGAGAAGCAGCUGAAAAAAAUAAGAGGGAGGAUCUAGAAAGGACAAAUGCAAAAGAAAACACCAAUGAUGAACAGGAUCAGUGUCAUGAAUUCCGGAGCAAACAGAGAGAGGGGAAGCUUGUCUGCACCAGGGACAACAGCCCUGUUCGAGACGCGAACGGCAGGAUGUAUGUCAACAAGUGUGCUAUGUGCCUCAGCAUCUUUGAGCGAGAAGCUAAUGAAAGAAAAAAGGAUGAUGAAGAUAAAUCAAAAGCUGAGCCCUCAAAUAAUGCAAAGGAUGAGUGCAGUGGCUUUCGAAAGUAUCUGAGGAACAAUGAACUCAUCUGUACUCGGGAGAAUGACCCAGUGCGUGGUGCUGAUGGAAAGCUCUACAAAAACAAGUGCUACCAGUGCAGAGCUGUCUUUCAAAUGGAAGCUUUGAAAAGGACAAGACGUCAAGAAGAGCCAUCUGGAGAAGAAGGUAACCCGGAUGCUGCCAUUACUUUUCGGGAUUCUGAGAUGUGCAAAGACUACCGGGUACUGCCCAGGAUAGGUUAUCUUUGCCCCCCAAAUUCACAGCCUGUCUGUGGUGAUGAUGGCCAGACAUACAAAAAUCCCUGCAUGCUCUGUCAUAAAAACCUAAUGCGCCAAACUAAUACACACAUCCAGAGUUCUGGGACGUGUGAGGACAGCAGCACUCCAGAAGCAACAUCUGUUAUUACACCCACAUCUGUGAGUACACUGGCCCCCAUGACUGUGACAUUAGGAGCAUUUUCUGCUUUUAUUCUCUUGCACAAGGCAGUGGACAUUUCUCUGGCCAGAGAAGUGAUGCUAGGUUAA
Otolemur garnettii (small-eared galago) is the source of this 3060-nucleotide messenger RNA. RefSeq names its product serine peptidase inhibitor, Kazal type 5 (gene SPINK5). Gene Ontology annotation, molecular function: protein binding. Lineage: Eukaryota; Metazoa; Chordata; Mammalia; Primates; Galagidae. Bases 1 to 3060 code for a protein of 1019 amino acids. The record is from RefSeq and is a predicted model, not a curated record. The transcript has 30 exons.